AUGGCGGCAAUUCCAUUUCCUAACUGGUUUUUCCCUAUUGAGAAAGAAUAUGAAAAAUAUAAGAAAUUGACACAGAUUAGAUCUGUUCGAUUCCCAAAACCAACUGAGGGAAAGUUGUUACCGAAGAUUAGUCACUCGUUUAAGGAAAUCAAACCAGUACUGAAGAAGAGUGAAGAUCACGAUCACCUGACUGCAUUUAAGGAUAUCAUGUUACGGACCUCACUGAGAUCAAUGACAGAACUCUUUAUCAAAUCGUUUGAAAUGGUGAAGGCUGUGGACGUGGAGGGAAUUGUGAUGGCCGUUACUGAGGGUAGCAGAAGAGUUAAGGGUGUGAGGAUUGGAGGUGAAAAUGUAGGGAGAUAUGUUCGAUAUACCGAGAAACAGAUUGAGGCUCUUGACAGAGUUUAUGCAGAGUGCCCAAUUCCAAAUCGUUUUCAGCAGGCAGAGAUUAUAUGUGAAGAACCUGCUCUGAGGGGACUAGAUAACAAACAGCUAAAAAUCUGGUUCCAGAACAGAAGAAGUCGUGAGAAGCAGAAGAAAGAAAGUGACGAUAUCAUGUUAGAAAACAGGCGGUUGACUGCGGCAAACAAUCUUUUAAGGCAAGAGAACGAUGACUUGCGGCAACAUGUUACCCAACUGACAAAUGAGAAUGAGCACUUGAGGAAUCAAAUACUUGACUUAACAUCUCAUAUUACCACCUUUGAUUUGGACCAUCUGCUUGAAGAGCAUCACCCUGAAAUGUGCAGUACAGCGGCUGAUAACAAUAGCAGCCUUUUCUCACUGGCUGCGGAAAUCAGGAAAGAGUUCCUGUCCAAAGCUAUUAGAACUGCUAUUAAUUGUACCCUUGCUCCGGGGCUGAAGGUUUUGACCGUCGCUUUUUACAGAGAUCACCUAGGAAAACCGAGCAACCAGUUCAACUUUAAUUUCUUUUGCUUGCUUGAACGGAAUUCCUUGCAGACAUUUGAAAUGCUCAAGGACCACCCUUCCUGGUCACGAUUUUGUCAUGGUAUGGAUGUUGUUGCCGAGUAUCCUACAAAUGGGGGAGCUAUUGAAUUGAUCUACACGAAGUACUAUGCCCCAACUACCUUGGCUUUGGCUCGAGAUUUCUGGACACUAAGAUACUCUUCUAUUUUAGAUGAUGGCAGCUUGGUGGUAUGUGAGAAGUCAAUUUCUGCUUCUGAUGCUGGUCCAAGUUCUCCCACUGCACUUGAAUUUGUGAGAAUGAGGAUGCUGGCUAGUGGUUAUAUGAUUGGCCCUGGCGAAGAGGGGUCAACCAGACAUAUUGUUGAGCACUAUGAUUUUGAGGCAUCAUCUAUUCCGGUGGUGGUGCGCCCGCUUUAUGAGUCAUCUGAACUUCUCGGGAAGAAGACAAUUGUUCCAGCACUUCUUUAUAUUGAUCAUAUGGCCAAUGAGACAAGUGGCAUCCCAAGACAUUCUUGCUAUGAGGAUCCUGCUCUUUUGAGAUGCUUCUGCCUAAGACUUUCUAGGGGCUUCAAUGACGCUGUCAAUUGUUUCUCUGAAGAUGGAUGCACAUUGAUGAAUGCUAAUUCUAGUGAUGGUAUUAUUAUGUCCGCCAAGCGAACCACUAAUUUUGGAGUCUAUGCAAAUUGUGAUAGUAUACUUUGUCUGAAGGCCUCUUUGCAGCUUCAAAAUGUUUUCCCUGCAAGCUUGGUGAAGCUUCUGGCGGAGUGUCGUGCGGCUUGGAUGGGCUUCAAUGUUAGUGCACUGUUUGGCCAAACCAAUAACAAGGAUAAGAUGAUUAAUGGAAUGGCAGAUCUUGUUCAGAACUAAUCUUUGCACCAAUCGACGCAACUAUACUUAUCUUGUGGAUUUCGGAUCUUCUUGUUGGGUUCUGAUGCAGCUAGGUUCUCAGAAAAUUUUUCUCGAGAGAAAAUAGCACUACUUUCUUCUGCAGCGUUCACAAAUCCAACGUAUGCUACUUCCUCAGAAAUCAUUCACACAGGAAAUUACAUGUUUCACGUAUAGCCUAGCCACAGCUUCAAUUUCAUCCAGAUGUUGUGCUUCAUAAGGAAACUGAAAGGCUAGAACUUCAGUAUGGAUAGAUAUCUAAAAGCAUAUUCACCUGCCCUUGAACCUUGAAUGGCAAAAAAAUGUGGCGUGGUACUAAGGUAAAACCACCUCCAUACAAGAGAAUGCCAGGAAGACCUAAGAUUGCAAGGAGAAAAGCACCUGAGCAAGAAGCAAAGAGUGCUACAACGUUGAACAUAUUUGGCUUACAAAUGAGAUGCCAAAACAAAAGAACCUGUAAAAAUGAAGCUGCUCCUAGGCCACCAAGGGGGAGUAUUAAUUGUUGCAUUUAUACUUGAUUUUCUCCUUUAUAUUUGUAUCUUAAUCUUAAAGCAUUUGUAUGAAUUUUUGAACUGUAGAAAAAGAUUGGAAGGCCAAGAUUACAGGACAGACCUUGUCCUCUUGAAAAUGAGUUUUCUGACGCACUUCUGAAUGACCAAUCAAGAAUUUAUACCCCUAUGUAAGGCAGAAAAAGGAAAAAUCCAGUUAGAUAGGGUACUACACAAUCUGGCCCGGGGCAAAUGUACAAGGAUAGAGCAAUGGCAAGAAAGGGCUAUGGUGUUUACCAAUCUGAAGAAACUGGUGCAAUUUACAUGAAGAUGAGUAGCUUUCUUUAUACAAAUUAAUGGUGCAUUAUCUGUUAGAUGAGGCCAAGUGACAAGAGGACCUGGAGGAGACAUUGUAUGAGCACAAGAAAGUGUGGUCAA
This is a messenger RNA of Striga asiatica, 2735 nucleotides long. The record is from the annotation of a GenBank genome assembly. NCBI's taxonomy places the organism in Eukaryota, Viridiplantae, Streptophyta, Magnoliopsida, Lamiales, Orobanchaceae.